Prorocentrum cordatum is the source of this 364-nucleotide messenger RNA. The record is from the annotation of a GenBank genome assembly. Lineage: Eukaryota; Dinophyceae; Prorocentrales; Prorocentraceae.
GAAGAGCGCGCGCGCCGGCGGGAGGCGGCCCAGCUGGCCGCGGGGCGACCCCGGCCGGGCAGCCCGAGGGGGUCCUCGGGCCGACCCUGCCAUGGGUGCGGCAGCCCACGCCGAGGGCGGGACGCGUGCGCCUGCGACUGCGCUCUUCCCCCUGCCCCCGCAGGAGGAGGGGGGGAAAAGAUCGGAGGAGGACGAGAGGAGGAGGAGGAGGAGGGGGAGGAGGGAGGCGGCCCGCCCGCCUCAGGCGGCCCCGCCGCCCUUGUCGAGGAGGCCGGCGUGCUUCCGGCCGCCUCGGUGACGUAUUCGUGCUCCCCGCCGAACAUGGGCGUCAGGAUGGCCAGGGCCUCCGCCGCAGCCCACGGGC